ACAUCUUGGAAGCAGUGUAAAGAAGUAUUCCUUUGUACUGCAGAAGGUAAUGUGAAUGUGAAAGAAACAGAAACACAUCACGAUGUUCAGAUCCAUGAAAAAUAUUGUAGUGGAGGGAAACCCUACGUAUGUAAGCAAUGUGGGAAAGCUUUUAACACACGUGCAAAUUGUAAGGUUCAUGAAAGAAUUCACACUGGAGAGAAACCCUAUGUGUGUAAGCAAUGUGGAAAAGGUUUCAUCCAACCUGGAAAUUGUAAGGAACAUGAAAGAAUUCACACUGGAGAGAAAAAAUAUAUGUGUCCGCAAUGUGGAAAAGUAUUCACCAGAUCUAAACAUUGUAAGCAACAUGAAAGAAUUCAUACUGGAGAGAAACCCUAUGUAUGUAAGCAAUGUGGGAAAGCUUUUACCAGACCUGAAUGUUGUAAGCAACAUGAAAGUAUUCACACUGGAGAGAAACCCUAUGUAUGUAAGCAAUGUGGGAAAGCUUUUAACACACAUGCAAGUUGUAAGGUUCAUGAAAGAAUUCACACUGGAGAGAAACUCUAUGUAUGUAAGCAAUGUGGGAAAGCUUUUACCAGACCUGGACAUUGUAAGGAACAUGAAAGAAUUCACACUGAAGAGAAAACAUAUGUAUGUAAGCAAUGUGGGAAAGCUUUUAAAACACAGGGAAAUUGUAAGAAUCAUGAAAGAAUUCACACUGGAGAGAAACCCUAUGUAUGUAAGGAAUGUGGGAAAGCUUUUACCAGACCUGGACAUUGUAAGGAACAUGAAAGAAUUCACACUGGAGAGAAACCCUAUGUAUGUAAGCAAUGUGGGAAAGCUUUUACCAGACCUGGACAUUGUAAGGAACAUGAAAGAAUUCACACUGGAGAGAAACCCUAUGUAUGUAAGCAAUGUGGGAAAGCUUUUACCAGACCUAGAUGUUGUAAGCAACAUGAAAGAAUUCACACUGGAGAGAAACCAUAUGUAUGUAAGCAAUGUGGGAAAGCUUUUAACACACGGGGAGAUUGUAAGGUUCAUGAAAGAAUUCACACUGGAGAGAAACCAUAUGUGUGUAAGCAAUGUGGGAAAGCUUUUAACACACGUGCACAUUGUAAAGUUCAUGAAAGAAUUCACACUGGAGAGAAACCAUAUGUAUGUAAGCAAUGUAGGAAAGUUUUUAAAACACAGGGAGGUUGUAAGAAACAUGAAAGUUCACAUUCAAUAUAAAUCCAGUAUAUAUAGGCAU
This is a messenger RNA of Cavia porcellus (domestic guinea pig), 1228 nucleotides long. Its product is annotated as zinc finger protein 709-like. The annotation marks the transcript as partial. NCBI's taxonomy places the organism in Eukaryota, Metazoa, Chordata, Mammalia, Rodentia, Caviidae. The transcript has a single exon. The record is from RefSeq and is a predicted model, not a curated record. Gene Ontology annotation, molecular function: RNA polymerase II cis-regulatory region sequence-specific DNA binding; DNA-binding transcription factor activity, RNA polymerase II-specific. Gene Ontology annotation, biological process: regulation of transcription by RNA polymerase II.